GAGAGAGAGAGAGAGAGAGAGAGAGAGAAGGAGGCUGCAGACUUUCCGACCAGAGAGGAAGAGGAGAGGAGGAAGAAGAGGCAGAGGUAGAGGAGUCUCCAUCUUCGCCGUUCCAAUCAUGACUCUGGAAGACGGCUUCUGAAACUCUGAUUGGUACAAAGACUCUUCAGCUACAGGACCCCCGAGCUCUGACCAGAUGGAGGUGAAUGCGGUUAAAAAACGCCAUCGCACACGAUCCAAAGGAGUCAGAGCCGCCGUGGAAGCAGUGACACAGGAGUUAUUCAGCUGUCCCACGCCGGGCUGUGAUGGCAGCGGUCACGUCAGCGGGAAGUACGCCAGACACCGCAGCGUCUACGGCUGCCCGCUGGCCAAGAAGAGGAAGGCUCUGGAAAAACAACCACUGGAGCCGGCUGCCAAGAGGAGGCCAUUCCUCACCUCCUGCACGGGGGAGGAGGAGGAGGAGGAGGAGGAAGAGGAGGAGGACGCCAGCACCUACACCAGCUACCAGAAUGAAGCCAUGCAGGUGGGAGCGGGAGGGAAGGAGCAGGGCGAGGUAGUGGAGGAGGACGAGGAGGAAGAGAGAGAAGGAGAUGAAGACGGCGACGUGGAGGAUGAGUUCUCAGAGGACAAUGAGGAGCAGGGAGAGGAGGAGGAGGAGGAGGAGGAGGAAGAAGAGGAGGAGGUAGAGGUGGAGAGAGCGGACACGACAAUGGGAGGACAGCGGGUGGAGGAAGACGAAGAAGAGGAGGAGGAUGAGGCGAUGUAUGAGGAGGAGGAAGAAGUGGAGGAUGGUGAUGAUGAGGAGGAACAGGAGGAUGAGGGAGAGGAAGACGAGGAGGAGGAUGAGGAGGAGAAUCGUCAACAUGUAGAGAACCACUACAAACCCAGUGGACAAUCAAAGCUCAUUCCAAUUCAGAAGGACGACAACAACAACAACAGCUGCGCCAUCGGCGCCGGUCACGGCACCGGAGAGGAUUAUGAGAACUACGACGAGCUGGUCGCCAAGUCGCUGCUCAACCUGGGCAAGAUCGCAGAAGACGCCGCGUACCAGGCCAUGACCGAGUCCGAGAUGAACAGCAACUCUUCCAACAGCGCCGGGGAAGACGAAGACGACGACGAGUACGACGGCAGCAAUCACGGCGACCGGAAGGGCGAGCUGAGCGUGGACCUGGACAGCGACGUGGUCAGGGAGACAGUAGAUUCCCUGAAGCUCCUGGCGCAGGGACACGGCGCCAUGCUGCCUGAGGACGGCUACCCGGAGGGCGUCAUGAUGGACGACGUCGGCCACGCCAACGGUCGGCCCGGCGUCGGGGUCAGGGUUCAGGCGGAUGAGAGCGAGGAGGAGGUGUGUCUCAGCAGUCUGGAGUGUCUGAGGAACCAAUGCUUCGAUCUGGCUCGGAAACUGAGCGAGACGCAGUCGUGUGAUCGCCCCGCCCUCCACGCCCUCCACCACCAGCUCCAAAUCCCAACGGAACAUCAGAUGAUGCAUCACCUGAACAGGUACGACAGCUGCCAGCAGAGUGCACAGGAGGAGCACCGGUCUCUGGAGCGCAGCUACUCCGACAUGGUGAACCUGAUGAAGCUGGAGGAGCAGCUGAGCCCGGGGUCCAGAGGUUACCCGACCAGCUGCAGCCAGGAGGGCGACGAAGACACCACGUCGGUGGCCUCCGACCGCUCCGACGAGACCUUUGACAUGGCCAAGGGAAACCUGUCGCUGCUGGAGAAGGCCAUCGCCCUGGAAUCGGAGAGGGCGAAGGUCAUGAGGGACCGCAUGGCCUCGGAGCACUCGCUGCCCCGUCGGGAUCACCAUCACCAUCGAGGCCACGGCGAGCAUAGCUCGAGGCUGAGCUGCGCCGGCGAGGAGCGCAAGUCCAGGAUGCACCACGACGGGUUGAAGAGGUCGUACUACCCUAAAGACUCUUCUAGAGGGGAUAAGAAGGAGAGCAAGUGUCCGACGCCGGGCUGCGACGGGACCGGUCACGUGACGGGUCUGUACCCGCACCACCGCAGCCUGUCCGGGUGUCCUCACAAAGACCGAGUCCCACCUGAGAUCCUUGCCAUGUAUGAGAAUGUUUUAAAGUGUCCCACGCCCGGCUGUUCUGGACGGGGUCAUGUCAAUAGCAACAGGAACUCGCAUCGCAGUCUGUCCGGCUGUCCCAUCGCUGCUGCAGAGAAGAUAGCGAAGGUCCACGAGAAGAUUCUCCCGACUGACAGCGGCAGUAAGACCAAUCAGACGUCAGACCGCGUCCUCAGGCCGAUGUGUUUCGUCAAGCAGCUGGAGAUCCCUCAGUACGGCUACAAAAACAAUGUCCCAACCAGCACGCCGCGGUCCAACCUCGCCAAGGAGCUGGAGAAAUACUCCAAGACCAGCUACGACUACGGCGGCUACGACGGCGGCCAGCACGGCGGCUACGGGAAGAGAGGCCCGACCACCAAGUCCCACCACGGCCGAGACACGUCCCCGAAGGGAUACGACGCAAAGCGCUAUUGUAAGACGUCGAGCCCGGCCAGCAGUACGACCAGCAGCUACGCUCCCAGCAGCAGCAGCAGCCUGAGCUGUGGAGGAGGAGGCGGAGGAGGAGGAGGUGGUGGAGGAGAAGGAGGAGGAGGAGGAAGCAGCGCCAGCAGCACCUGCAGUAAGAGCAGCUUCGACUACACCCACGACAUGGAGGCGGCCCACAUGGCGGCCACGGCCAUCCUCAACCUGUCGACGAGGUGCAGGGAGCUCCCGCACGCUCUGGGAGGGAAACCCCAGGACCUGCUGACACAGAGCCCGGUCGACGACCUGGACGACGGCGGCGCGGUGGACGUGUCUGGUCAGCCCGGCGGUCCGGAGGGCAGCGGGACGGUGUUGACCCCCCUGCAGCCGAUGUCGCCCCAGCGGCAGGCUCUGCUCUCCAGCCGCUGCUACCAGCUGAGUGAGGCCGACUGCUGGGACCUGCCCGUCGACUACACCAAGAUCAAACGUCUGGGGGACGAGCACGACCACAAGGAGUCUGCUUAUUUCUCGUCCCUACACCAGAGCGACGAGAUGGAUCCCUUCCAGGAGCUGCUGGACGAGCAGCGCUACCCGGCCGAGGUCACCAUGCCGAGCCCUAAACACCACAAGUACCCGGCCUGCAAGGAGAGCAAGAAGGAGCUCAUCACGUUGUCAAGCUGCCAGCUGGCCGACAAGAACAUCCGCGGGAUGAUGACGACCAACGCACAAGACCUCAGGUGUCCGACCCCCGGCUGCGAUGGAUCUGGACACAUCACUGGAAACUACGCCUCCCACAGGAGUCUGUCCGGUUGUCCACGAGCCAAGAAGAGCGGCAUCAAAAUCCUCCACAGCAAAGAGGACAAGGACGACCAGGAGCCAAUCAAGUGUCCGGUGCCGGGCUGCGAUGGACAGGGUCAUGUGACGGGGAAGUACGCCUCCCACCGCAGCGCGUCAGGCUGCCCCCUGGCGGCGAAGAGGCAGAAGGACAGCUACGUCAACGGCUCGCAGUUUGUCUGGAAAUCUGGCAAGACGGACGGCAUGAGCUGCCCGACCCCAGGCUGCGACGGCUCGGGACACGUCAGCGGGAGCUUCCUGACCCAUCGGAGGUGGGCUCUCUCCGGUUGUCCCCGGGCCACCUCGGCCAUGAAGAAGGCCAGGAUGAGCGGCGUGGAGAUGCUGACAAUCAAGCAAAGAGCAAGCAAAGGCAUCGAGAAUGAUGAAGAAAUCAAACAGCUGGAUGAAGAAAUCAAAGAUCUGAACGAGUCCAACAAUCAAGUGGAGUCCGACAUGCUAAAACUGAGGACACAAAUCACCACCAUGGAGACCAACCUGAAGUCCAUCGAGGAGGAGAACAAGGUGAUCGAGCAGCAGAACGACUCGCUGCUGCACGAGCUGGCCAACCUCAGCCAGUCGCUCAUCAACAGCUUAGCCAACAUCCAGCUUCCACACAUGAGACCGCCGCCACAGAAAGAGGCCCCAGUAAAGCAUAACUGCUGUUUACAGAUGCCUCCCAGAGAGCCAAUGAAUGAACAGAACUUUGACACUUAUGUGAGUACAUUGACAGACAUGUACACUCACCAGGACCAGUACCAGAGCCCGGAGAACAAGGCACUGCUGGAGAACAUCAAACAGGCCGUUCAGGGUAUCCAGGUGUAGCCCUGACCCCCCCGAGGCCCAAAUAACAAAUGCAAAGCAAAAACAACAACAACAAAAAAAGUCAAAAAGAGAGGAAUGGGUUGUUUUUUGCUGCUGUAAUCUACCAUAGUUCUUUUAAUUCUUCUGCUGUUAUGCUCUCAACUCCAUGGGUAUCUCUUUUUUAUUAUUUUGAUUGUCGUUGCCUUGCUUUGAAAAACGUUUUAAACGAACAUUCACGUUUUGUACAUUUUCAUAUGACCUAAUAUAAUGUGAUGUACUGUUUAUAGCUGCUAAUGUAUGCACAUUCUAGUGUAUAUGUAUGUAUUUAUUUAUUGUAAGCUUGAAUCAUUUCUUAUUUUAAAACGCGUCACAUAAAAAAACUGGGCGUCACGGGUUUAACGGGGAGCAGAGCGACGACGGGGAACCUGAAGAGCAAUCACUUUUGAAAGGCUUUUCUCACGAGCUGUUAAAGCUGGAGGUCGUUUAAUGGAUGUAAUUCAUUCAUGUUUCUAAUGUUUGAAACUAAUAUUACUGUAAAUCUUUAAGCUAAAAUGACGAGAAGAACCAACGCUAUAAGCGAGAAGAUUUUCAAACAUCAUGACACGGAAACUUACUGGUGCAAAUCCCAUCAUCCCCCUUCGGAGUUGUUUCGUUUCAAACUGUCCUGUUCUGUCGCUUUUCUUUGUUCGCGCGGAGAACGAAGUGGAAAAAAAGACCAACGGCUACAGAAAACGUAGGAGACAAUCUGCCAUUCUGAAUUUAUUUUAAUCAUCAAACUUGAACUAGCUAAUAGGACAACGUGUCAGCAAUAUUGGUAUGAUAAUAUUAAAUCGUUUGUUUAGAUAUGGGAUGCAAUCUAUAUGAAAAAAUGUUUGGGUAUAUGCAAUUUCUUAUGAAUAAAAACUAGCAAAGAGCUGAUAGAUCUUUUUACUAACUAUAAAUGUAUUGCGUUUUGUACAAACCUUUUACUACAAUCAUGUUUUAGGAAUCUGACGCGGGUGAAAGGACUUUGGUUCUGUCAUGUUCGACUUUGCACAGGGACACCUUUGUUUCCAUGUUUUGAUGUUUUUAUUGUGGAUUAAGAGGCGCUUGGCAGGCGAGAGGAUUUGUAGAUAUGAUUUUUUCUUUCUAAAAAGGCUGACGGCUCCACUGGACUUACAGGGUCAAACGUCCCCAUCCGUCAUUGUAUAUUGCACUCGUUCUGUAGAAAACGUCUUUCCAAUCAUGCGCCUCGUCGUGGGACAUGACGCCAGACGACAUGAUGACCAAGCAGCACUUUUUUUAUUAUCUUUGAUUGUUAUUUGAAAAGAUGAAUUAAAAACCAGAGCCAGCAGUCGCGAUGCGACGCGACGUCUGCGCCACUGAAUUUUACCGACUGAGUAUUUGAUCUGAAUCGGCCUUACGAUGACAUUCAGUCUGAGAUCACAGUACUGAUGGAACAUGUUUUCUGAACACCGUCGAUCAUGCAUGCACUUUAUUGGAGUAUGUCAAAGUAUUAUCACGUGGUAAAUGAAGCAAAAACUGUACAGCGAGUUUGUGGAAACUGUGACUUCGACGAAGACUUUGUGCUGGUGAUUCCUGUUUGAAAGCAACCUGGAACAAAUUUCACUGAGUUGAUUUGUUAUUUAAAGGAAAACUCCUCCUCUGGUCCCCUUCAAAUGUUAACAUCCACCUCUACACUUUAUUUUUUAAAUCUAUUUUAAAAGACAAAUGUGCUGGACCACACUGAUAAGCUUCUGUCCGAAACGCUGCCUUUUGUUAUUUUCUUAAGUAUGCUCCAUAACCACCUAAAACAUGAUGUUGCAAAUGGACAUUUUAAAACAUGAAUGCAUUGUUACAUCAGUUAAUAUGAGACCUGCUUCUCUUUGUACAACCCGUUAAGUAGAGUCGCAAAAUGUGAGGAGUUAUUUCUGGCGUCCAGAGUUUAUAUGUAUUUUAUCUUAAUGUUGUUAAAGUCAACUGCAGAUGCACCAAAUGUUCUCAAUCAUCCAAAUGUGCUCUUAUCCAGGUGAGCUGAAUGAUGAAUCCCACUUGUUCGUUAAUUGGAGCCAAGUGGCCGAUUCUUUAACAUCAGCUUUGGUAACGCCCCUUAAACACCAUAUAAGGGCAGCUGUUGUGUCGUACAAAUACUCUGGCACUUAAUUGGAGCAAUUGGAGCUAUAGGGUGCUGGAAGGUGUGGUUCUCCUGGACAGACAGACCCAAAAUAAAUGAAGAAUAGCUCCACAACUAGCAGGUCUAUCUGCAUGAUGUUGGUCUCUCUGGAUAGGUAAGACCUCAGAGAAUUCAUCCCCAGUGUCAGUAACAUUGUGACUGUUACUAUGCCUGAGUAAACUGGGAUGAACUAUUGUUAUCCUGGCCUAAAAUGUUUAGAUUAGACAGUGGAUAACACCAUUAUAGCAGUGAUGCCGUGCACAGAGACGCCACUGAAUUCAUUCAGCAACUCCUCGACUACAACUGAGCCAAAUCAGAGAUAAAUAACACAAAGCACAUAGAUUCUAUAAAGGUUUUAGUCCGGAUAGGACCAGGAGGACUCUCCAUUUGGCACACUUGGAUACCCAAAGUGUGCCAAAUGGGUUUUCUACCUCUUGAAAGGGAAUCUGGCUCUAAAAUACUCCUGAUAUCAACUACAGGAGACGACGUGCACACAAUGGAGCUUUAAAGGCAGCGUUUUAACACACAGCUCAGUGGUACCGGUACCGGUACUGGCUCCGGCUCCGUCGGGUCAAAGAGGUUCAUAUUUGGACACUUUUUUCUCAAUUCAUGUCGCUCCAAUGUGUGGAAAAUAUGUACACUUAAGGGGAAAAUCAUGAGUUAACUUCAACCAAAUCACGACCAUUUGAUUGGCGACUCUGAGGAUCUGAUACCUAACUUGUUUGAUAUAUUUUUUAGAUGCUAUCAGUCCAGUUUCCCCACAGGAAGGAAAAACAAACCCGGGGGGAGUUUUCCUUUAAAGAUGCUUCUUCUUUGGACUUCUACUGCAAAGCCUCAUUCCCUGACUUCACAUCUCUGUCCAAAGCUUUGUGUCUGCAGCUUCCUGCCAGUAAACUACCGCAUUAGAUAGACUGACAGCUUGUAUUUUUUAUUUAGUCAGUGAUUCUUACUGAUAACAAAGGAAAAUGGGAGUUAAAGCACAAUUCUGCCACUUAAAGACAGUCAAUAGACUAGAUAUUGUAAUAUCAGAUGUAAAAGCUAAACUGUACCUAUUUACAUAUAGAGAAUCUCAACACUAACAUGUGACAUGCUAGAAUGCAAAAAGAAAUCCAUAAUGAAUAUUUGUGAAAUCAUCAGUUUAUGAAGAUGUUACCGUUUCUUUUCCGCAGUGCACCGAUACGAGGGGUUUUUAUACAACAUUCAUUUUCUCUCCUUUCACCCCUUUUCUUCUGUGGCACUCGCAGACUUUCAACAACAGUUUUCUUACCACAUGGCAUGGGUUUUGUUGAUAUUUUUGCUGUAUGUUUAAGGUCACGAGAUACGCGACGUGAUAUUUUAAUUUGACUUGUGAAGUUUGUACAAUUUUUAUCAUGCUGGUGUUGGCAUCUCUUGCUCUGAAUAAAUCUUGUGUUGCGACACUGAU
This is a messenger RNA of Sebastes umbrosus (honeycomb rockfish), 7689 nucleotides long. It is a transcript of the gene myt1la, whose product is annotated as myelin transcription factor 1-like, a. The transcript is spliced from 24 exons. Bases 197 to 4135 code for a protein of 1312 amino acids. Gene Ontology annotation, cellular component: nucleus. NCBI's taxonomy places the organism in Eukaryota, Metazoa, Chordata, Actinopteri, Perciformes, Sebastidae. Gene Ontology annotation, biological process: regulation of transcription by RNA polymerase II. Gene Ontology annotation, molecular function: zinc ion binding; RNA polymerase II cis-regulatory region sequence-specific DNA binding; DNA-binding transcription factor activity, RNA polymerase II-specific. The record is from RefSeq and is a predicted model, not a curated record.